This is a messenger RNA of Protopolystoma xenopodis, 177 nucleotides long. NCBI's taxonomy places the organism in Eukaryota, Metazoa, Platyhelminthes, Monogenea, Polystomatidea, Polystomatidae. The record is from the annotation of a GenBank genome assembly.
GUUGUAUUGCCGGAAAUUGAAAUGAUGCAGCUGCAGCCGAGAUCGAGUUCUCGCUUGUUGAACGGCCGAACUCGCACCGCCACCUUUACGGAAGACAUCGUGUCGGAUAACUGGACUUUUCGGGGCGACCGAGCUUAUCAAGGUAAUGAGGUACGAUGCCGAAGAAGAAAGCGGUAG